GAAACAUUUUUUGCAUGCUGCCAUGGCUGCGCGGUAGCGUGCACGCGAGCGCAGCAUCGUCUUGCGACCACAGUCGCCCUGUUCCGGCCGGUGCAGGGCAGCCCGCCCACUUUCGUACGCGUUCGGCAACGCUGAGGCCACCGGGCAGCCCCACAGUCUCUACUCAUGACACGAUGGCUCAGCAGCUUCCUCUUGGUCGGGACCGCAUGCGGCUACGAACUCGUCCCUGCGGAUCUGGAGAAACCGGUGCCGCCCUUCGUCAGCGACAUCGAGAGCCAUAAGCUCGAGCUGCCGUUCACGACGAGUGCAAGUGAGUCGCGGCGCUGCGUGCAUGCCUUCACAGCCCGCGGGAGGAGGCACAAGGGCGGUAGGAUUGACCCCGGUGCGUACGACGGCAUCGCGGGCAACCGCCAGAACGCUAGGAGUUCGCACAACGAGGACCGCUUCGCGAUUCGCCUUUUUGGCGGAGCUGGCAACUGGACUUCCAGCCGGACGUUCCUUGAGAUCGGAGCUUUUGAUGGCGUCACCGAAUCAAACACAAUCAUCAUGGAGCGGUGCCUUGGUUGGCGCGGCGUCUUGGUCGAGCCGAAUCCCCGCGCCUUCGACGCUCUCAAGGCUGCAGGUCGGACGCACUCGACGCUGGUUCACGCUUCUCCAAUGUGCGAGACUGAGAGUAAGGUUCCUAUGAGUCCGCUCCCGUUCACGUCGGCCAGGACAGACCCGGAGCCAGGGGCGCCGCACGGCGCCGUACCUGUGCCCUGUGUAUCGCUCACGGACAUCCUGCUGAAAGCUGGACAUUCGAAAAUAGACUUCUUUUCUUUAGACGUAGAAAACUCGGAGGACCGCGUGCUCGCGACGCUGGAUUUGAAAAAGGUCGACGUGGCACUCGUCUUUGCCGAGGCGUAUAAUAAAGACUGCAGGACGAGGUGCGCCAAGCGGGACCGCGUGCGGGAGUACAUGGCGGAGGCCGGCUACGCCCUGAACCCCGGCGGGAUCAACGUCCACUUCUCGGACGUGUUCGUGCGGGAGGAUCUGAUGGGUGCCGCAGAGGCGCGACGACUUCUUUUUAGUGCUGUUGUAAGGUGAGCUUAGAAUGUG
Messenger RNA from Pelagomonas calceolata, 1098 nucleotides. Lineage: Eukaryota; Pelagophyceae; Pelagomonadales; Pelagomonadaceae. The record is from the annotation of a GenBank genome assembly.